Messenger RNA from Boleophthalmus pectinirostris (great blue-spotted mudskipper), 3605 nucleotides. RefSeq names its product cartilage intermediate layer protein, nucleotide pyrophosphohydrolase (gene cilp). The transcript has 8 exons. The record is from RefSeq and is a predicted model, not a curated record. The coding region runs from base 6 to 3488 and encodes 1160 amino acids. NCBI's taxonomy places the organism in Eukaryota, Metazoa, Chordata, Actinopteri, Gobiiformes, Gobiidae.
CAAUAAUGGCAGUGAGAUCUCUUCUUCUCAUCCUGGGACUCACUGCAGCCGCUGUUAUUGAGGCUCAGGGACCAUGGCAAACAGACAACAGAGAGCUCAACCCAUCAUUAUUCCACGUUGAUGACAACUAUGAGUGGACUUCCUGGUUCAAUGUGGACCAUCCAGGGGGUCGUGGAGACUAUGAGCAGCUGGAGGCCAUUCGUUUUUAUUAUAAAACCCGAGUGUGCGCUGUCCCGCGAGCACUGGAGGCCCGAACCACUGACUGGAUCCCAGCAAGAGAGACUGGGGAGAAGGUCCACGCCGACCCCACUGUGGGCUUCUGGUGCCUCAAUGAAGAGCAGGGGCAAGAGCGCAACUGCUCCAACUACGCUGUGCGCUUCCUCUGUCCAAAAGGCAGUGUUGAUGUGGAGGGCACCUGGGGUCCCUGGUCAGACUGGAGUGAAUGCCCUGCUCUCUGUGGGCAGAUUGGGAUGCAGCUCCGCUAUAGAAAGUGUCAGAGCAACUCUGUGCCAUGCAUUGGGUCUAAAGUUGAGGGUAAAGAGUGCCAUGGGCCUAAAUGUCCCAAGAAAGAGUGCAGGCUGAAGUGUGUGAUGGGCAGAGUGAACGUUGACUGUGAUGCCUGUAUGUGUGAGGACCACAUGGUGCUGGGCUCAGUGCGUGGGGCAGGGGGCCUGGCAGCAGAGGGUGCUGUGAUCCUGCGCUCUGGUAAACUUCUGACAGUCAGUGAUCACAAUGGACACUUCAGAAUCCCAGGCCUCUGUCCAGAUGGUAACACCACAGUGACUGUGAGGUUGCAGGGGCAUGCCUCCCAAAGUGUGAUAGUCCCACAGAGCACUGCCCGCACCUCUGUGCUCAGUGUGCAGCUGCACCGCACAGAGAAACUUCAUGUAUCAAGCAACCCUGAAAGCAAGAUCAGAAGGGAAGGACAAACAGCUGCAUUCUGCUGCAAAGUGGCAGGAACCCCUCUUCCAGACACGUACCAGUGGUUUCACAACAACAGCCUCCUUGAGAGACAGUCACAAAGCACACUGGUUCUGAAGAAUCUUCAGCCUGAGCAGGCAGGCGAGUACUACUGCAGAGCAAGUGGACCAUCAGGAGCCAUCAAGACCAAGCCAGCCACACUCAAAAUCCUUGGCAACAAAGAAGAGUCAUGCAAUCCCACACCUGAACCAAAUCUUAUCCGGCUUCCCUAUGACUGCUUCCAAAACAGCACCAACUCCCUCUACUAUGACGUGGGCAGGUGUCCUCCCAGAACAUGCUCUGGGCAGCUGGAUAGUGGCAUCAGAUGCAAAGACAAAGUUUCUUAUUGCUGUGGAGUGGCCAGGAUGGAGGAGAAGCACCUGCAGUGCCAGGGCUAUGAGCUCCCAACUAUGGUGGUGACCCAGUGUGGCUGUGAGAAAUGUGUGGAGACCAAGGCAACCGUGUAUGGCAGGGCAGUUGCAGUGGACAAUGGUGAGCCAAUGAGAUUUGGACAUAUUUUUAUGAAUGGAGUUCGUAUCAGUCGCACAGGCUACAAGGGCACCUUCUCAGUCCAAGUUCCUCCAGACACAGAGAGACUAGUUUUAACCUUUGUGGACAACAUGCAGAAAUUUAUAAACACUACUAAAGUCCUUCCGUUCAACUCAAAGGGAGGAGCUGUUUACCAUGAAAUAAAGCUGAUAAGAAAGAAAGCCCCUGUGACUAUUAGUUCAACAGAAACAAACACACUUGAGCUGGGGGAAGUGGAAGGACAAGAAGCCAUGGUACAACUCCAGAUUCCUCCCCAUUCAUUUUACACAGAAAGUGGAGAGGUCUACACUGGCAAUGUCAAUGCUAGCGUUACAUUCCUCGACCCCAGAGAUGUGUCCACAGCUGCAGCGGCUCAAAGUGAUUUAAACUUUGUUGGUGAAGAAGGUGACACUCUUCCUCUAAGAACGUAUGGGAUGUUUUCAGUGGAUUUUCGCAGUGGGGACAAAAAUGAACCCCUAAACGCAGGUGAAGUUAAGGUGUUUUUGGAUUCCGCGCAGGUGACCAUGUCUGACCAUCUUGACAACAUGAAGUUGUGGUCGCUGAAUCCUGAAACUGGACUGUGGGAGGAAGAGGGAAGAUUGCAGAUGGAGAAAAAGAAGAGAGGAAAACGUGAGGAGAGGACUUUUCUGAUUGGAAACAUGGAGAUCAGAGAGAGAAGACUGUUUAACCUGGAUGUCCCGGAGAAUCGAAGAUGUUAUGUCAAAGUCCGAGCUUUCCGUAGUGAGCGCUUUAUGCCCAGUGAGCAGGUUGAAGGGGUGGUGGUUAGCCUUAUAAACAUGGAGCCUACAGCUGGUUUCUCUACAAAUCCAAGAGCAUGGGGAAGAUUUGAUAGUGUUAUCACGGGCCCGAAUGGUGCGUGUCUUCCUGCCUUUUGCGAUGAACAGAUAGCAGAUGCCUACACCGCCUUUGUUAUGGCCAAUCUUGGUGGAGAGGAACUGGAAGCUGUCCCGUCUAGCCCCAAACUUAACCCCAACCUCAUAGGUGUACCCCAGCCCUUCUUAGGUAAACUCAACUACAGGCGCACAGACCAUGAUGAUAACAGACUGAAGAAGACUGCAUUUAGCAUCAAUGUGGCAAAACCCGGUUCAAAUGCAGCGGAGGAGGGAAAUGGUCCCAUCUAUGCUUUUGAGGGGUUAAAAGAGUGUGAAGAGGCCCCUUUUAGUGCAGCUCACUUUCGCUUCUCAAGAGUAGAGGGGGACAGAUAUGAUUAUAACACUGUACCAUUCAAUGAAGAUGAUCCAAUGAGCUGGACGGAGGACUACCUGAGCUGGUGGCCAAAGCCGAUGGAGUACAGAGCAUGCUACAUUAAAGUCAAGCUGAAUGGUCCACAUGAGCUCAAUGUAAGGUCAAGAAAUAUGGGCGGGACUCACCCAAAGACAGUGGGUCAGUUGUAUGGCCUUCGGGACACUCGUAGUAUAAGAGAUAUGGAUCAUUCCACUGUUUCGGCUGUGUGCGUAGAGUUCAAAUGCAGUGGUAUGUUGUAUGAUCAAGAGCGUGUAGACAGGACCCUGGUAAAGAUCAUCCCACAAGGCAGCUGCAAAAGAGAUCAUGUCAACACAAUGCUUCAGGAGUACUUGGUCAACCACCUGCCUUUAGCGGUCAAUAAUGAUACCAAUGAAUUCACUAUGCUAGCCCCACUGGACCCUCUUGGUCACAACUACGGGAUCUACACAGUAACAGACCAGGACCCCCGCACGGCCAAAGAGAUCGCCCUGGGACGCUGCUUUGAUGGCACUUCAGAUGGUACUUCACGUGUAAUGAAAAGUAAUGAGGGUGUAGCAUUGACAUUCACGUGCGGAGACAAGGAAGUGGGUCGCCAAAGUGUUUUCCAGACAGUUCAAAAUGCCCAGGCUCAGGCAGCGACCAGUGUGGUGAGGGGGGAGAGCAAGGGGGGCCGGAGGAGACAGAGGGGCUCCAAUGCACCACGAAACAGCCGCAGACGCAGUACCAGAGAUCCUGCAGGGAGGCGUAAACAGUGAAUGAUUAUAGAGAACUAAAAUGUACUGCGAUUUGUAAUUGAUGAAAAGUAUUUUUCAUAACUAAAAGCUUUAACUGUUUCUAGUCAGUUUCAGAUUAUCAUGUAUUUUUUGCAGAUU